AGACAAACGUUUAUGGUGAGAUUAAAUGUACAUUGCAGAUGGUUCCAUUGAUUGUCCAGAGAUUGGUUCUCUUGGUGAAAGUACACGUUUUCUGAUCUGAAGCAAAAGAAAAAAUCACAAUGAGCACGGUUGUUGAGAACGGUGUAGAAACUACCAAGUCACGUGGAGUAUUUUCUAAGGCAUUUGCUAAAAGAGCUCAACCCUAUGAAGAAGUUAUCAAAAGCCUGAAUCGACUGAGUUCAGAGGGUGAAAAGCUUGCCAGCGAUGACGGAGUUUCAACACACCCCACCUUGGCCUUGAUGAGGCGCAUCCUUGCUGAUGCACAGGCAAAACUUCGCGUGAUGGUAGAAGAAAACGCAGCAACUGGCGCCCGUUUGGACGGGGAGCUGGAGCGUGCACGAGGGGAAUGUGCAAGUCUCCGAGGAGAGUUAAGAAACGUUCGUGGUGCCUUGGCGCUUAACAGUAACUCAAACAAUCCAACCAGCAAUGGUAACAAUAAUACUAAUGCAACAGUAAACAGCACAAGUACCAGUGGUCCAACAACCAACAACUUAACUCCAGCUUCAAGCCAGGAAGCCAAUGUAGAAACUCAAGGACAAAAUACUCAGGAAGAUUCACUCAAACGCUUAAGUGCUGGAAGCAGUCCGGUAGAUAAGAGAAGUUCUGCUAGUGAGAAAUCUGUCAGUCCUAUUGAUAAAGGAAAUAGUCCUGUAGAUAAAAAAGAUCGAGCUAGUCCGAUUGAUCGCAACAGAACCAGCCCUUCUAUUGAACGGAAUAAUGACUCGCCUAAUCGAAGUCCAAGUGAAAAGACGAGACGACCUUGGACAUCAGCUGUAGAGAAAACUCGAAUUAGUGGUUCCGGUGGUAGUAUCGAUUCAAGAUCUGGCAGUGCUAGUCCUGAUAGAACUGGUAGAGCCACCAAUUUCUUCCAACGUGGUGGAAGUGAACGUUCGAGUGGUGAAAGACUUCGUAUUACUACCAAUAGGGAUUCUAUACGAUCCAAUAAGGAUUCGAACGAGCUUGAAAAAGAUAGUAAAGACAUAAUUGAUGGUGACGUACGACCAGAUGAAGACAACGAGCCUCCGGCGCCUGCACCAAGUAGUAGACCAACAUCACCAAGCGGUUCGCUUAGUAAGAAAGCUCUGACAUUCAAUAAUUUAUCAUCAAGAUUUCCUGGUCUACAUGCUGGAGCACCAGUUGAAUUAGCAAGCACAAGAAGACUUCGGUUGGAAAACGAGCGUUUGGUAGCGGAAGUUGCAAGAUUGCGGCGACUGUUACUGAGUGGAGCAGCUCGGGGCGAAGUUGGUGGUGAAGAUGCGGCAAUUGAGGAAGAAGCUCGGUUCGUUGCUUUGGAAAUGGAGUUGCAGCACUCUCGCGAGAUUAUCCAAGCGCUAAAGACUGAUCGAAAACGACUCAAGGCUGAAAAAUUCGAUCUACUAAACCAAAUGAAAGCUCUUUACAGUACUCUUGAAGACAAAGAACGAGAAUUGCGAGAUUUUAUACGAAAUUACGAACAGCGGAUGCGGGAAAGUGAAGCGACAUUGGGACGUCUUCAGCAGCAAGGUGCCGGCCUACAAACAGAUGAACGAGAAAGAGAACGAGAACGAGAACGCUGGAGUCUUCUAAGAGCCGCAAGGGAUGAGGCUGACCGCAGUCUGAGUUUAGCCGCUAGUUUAGCAGACAAAGAAGCUGCUCUUUCACAUGCCCAUGCUACUAUAAAAGAACUGCAACGUCAACUAGCAGAUCGAGGUGGAGUGGGAAAUGUCUGUUUAAGCGAUCAAGAAUCCCUUGUGUCAUUUCCACGAGGAAGUGUUAAUGGAACAGCAACACCUGGUGCAUGUAGCAACAGUGGAGUUGGCAAUUGUGGACCGAUGUUACUGCCACACCUGGGCUCGCAGCCGCCUCUUGGAAUGACUGACCUUUGUGUUAGCAAUGUCACUGGAACUGGUGUGUCCAAUACUGGCCAAGCCGGUGAUAGAGGAAGUUGCAGUGCUGAUAGCGGAGUUCGUGGAUCUAGUGAUAGAGAAAGCGGUGGAGCGACGAGUGUAGGAGGAAACCUUUCAGAUUCUACCACUGAUGGCACACCAACUAUUACUGUUGAGGGAAGUGGUCUCGACAUGGACAGCAUCUCCGUGAUAUCUUCCGUAGCCCCGUCGCACAUGUACCAAUCAGCAACGACACCAAAGGAUUGUAGUCCGACAUUGUCUCCAUUAAAUGCAUUCUCAAGAUCCAUGGAUACAUCGUCGAUGUCACGUUCUGUAGAACAACUAUCAAGUCCAAUGGAUGCAGAGCCGAGAAGAAAUAAACAGCCUCCACCUGUCGUUGCACCUGUCGCUCACGUCCGUUCCUCAGCAACUAGAGGAGGACCCUGGGGAUCCAUUUCAAGGGUUUUCGCACGGUCGCGUCACCGGAAGGCGGUAAACAGUUCCGUCAGUGGGAGCGCCGGAAACGAGGGCCCCGAUGGAUUCGAUCCCUAUAGAUCGUGGUCUCCCCUUACGGAAGAAGGCUAUGCCGAAAAGCUCCGAUUGCUAAGAGAAGCUGCCGCUAUUCCUAUGGAAAGAUGGAGAGCACCGACAGUUUUAGCUUGGCUUGAAGUUGCUUUAGGGAUGCCACAAUAUGGACCAAGAUGCGCUGAAAAUAUUAAAUCUGGAAAGGUUCUACUAGAGUUAAAUGAUGCUGAGUUAGAAGCAGGUUUAGGAAUUACACAUCCACUUCACAGGAAGAAGCUUAGACUCGCAAUUGAGGAGCAUAGACAUCCAGGUCUUGUUCGUUAUCCUUGUAUCGCUCAACUUGGUCACACUUGGGUUAGUUCUGAAUGGCUGCCUGACUUAGGACUCGCUCAAUAUGCUGAAAGUUUCGCCACAAACAUGGUAGACGCACGUAUGCUUGACCAAAUUGUAAAAAAAGAACUGGAGAAGCUCCUUGGAGUAACGAGGAAAUUUCACCAAGCGAGUAUUAUGCAUGGCAUUAAUUUAUUGAGGAUGCUCAAGUACGACAGACAGGCAUUGGCAAUACGCAGACAUCAAUGUGACCAAGUUGAUGAAGAUCCUUUAGUCUGGACCAAUCAAAGGUUUAUUAGAUGGGCUAGGAAUAUUGAUUUAACUGAAUAUGCAGAUAACCUCAAAGAUUCCGGAGUACAUGGGGCGCUCGUAGUACUAGAGCCUUCAUUUACGGGUGACACAAUGGCAACAGCUCUUGGGAUCCCGCCAGCAAAACACAUGAUCCGAAGACACCUGACAGCCGAGUUAGAAGCACUCGUGCUACCAGCAAGAAGCCAACUGGAAGUUGUCCCGAGGAAUCCAGCUGGAGGUCGUCCGAUGAGUACUGUAAGCGCUGGUGGAAGUCUUGGUCGUGGUAAUCGAGCCCUUCAUCUCCAACAUCAUCAGAGUUCUCUCUCAGCUCUGCACAUGGCCACCAACAACAACUCUAACACUAUUGAUAGACGACGCUCCAGUCUCAGGACCUGCAGUCUUCUUUACCUUAAAAAGUUGUCGUGGAGAAGUUCUCAGGGAUCACUAAGCCGAGCAUUGGGUUUACGUCCACGAAGUGAAAAAGCAUCACCAUCGUCGUCAUCAGAUACUGGAAGUUUAGCAAGUCAAUGUCAGUACAUGAGUAGCAUCAGGAGUAACUCACCACCACCACCGCAAUUACCACCAAGACCAAGUGUUAACGGUAACACAGGAAAACGCCAUCGAAGAGUCAAAAGUAUUGGUGAUAUCGAGUAUAUAAGUACUGCACCAGUAAGCACACCUGUCUGACAAGAAGAUCGGCCCCAACGAUCGGGGCCUUAUCGAAGUCUGAGCGAACGAGGAUAUUCUUCAUCAUAUUCUUCGUCAUACGGAUCUUACUCGGGUUACAGCAAUGUUCUAGCAUCAGAUUACUACUAUCAGUCACCUGGAAACGCCUACUAUCAGCUUCAUGGAGGUUAUUACUCGCCCCAGAGCUCGGGACCACGCUUUCCAGGAGUUCAGAGGUACGGGAGUCUAGCAGAAGAGUCUUGGUCAUCAUCAACAGCUAAAGAUGAAAAUUUCAAAUCAUCUCGAACAUAUUUGUCUUAAUUGAAAUACUUGAAAUGCGUUUAAUGUCUUCUGAAUCAUUAAUCACUUGCAUCAGCUUAAUCAUUUUGAAAAGGAAAAUUUAGAAUAAUAAUAUAUAAAUUUUGCAUCAGAUUAUAUACUUAGUCUUAUUAAAUACAUUCCACUUGGUGGACAUUUUAAUUUAUAGGCCAACGACUUGAAUCAUUGAUUAAACUUAUAUUAAUGCAUUGGUGGUUCUUCUUGUUAAUUGUAUUAAAGAAAAACCCAUUUUUACUUCGUACUGACAUGCACUUUAAACAACUUAUUUCAAUGUGAUUAUAGUGUUGUUCAUAGAAAAUUAAAGAAUA
Molecule: messenger RNA, 4384 nt
Organism: Chelonus insularis
Lineage: Eukaryota; Metazoa; Arthropoda; Insecta; Hymenoptera; Braconidae
Gene: Liprin-gamma
Product: liprin-beta-2
Exons: 17
Coding region: 120-3758 (1212 amino acids)
Molecular function (GO): protein binding
Source: RefSeq, a predicted model, not a curated record